Haliotis rubra (blacklip abalone) is the source of this 666-nucleotide messenger RNA. RefSeq names its product ankyrin-1-like. Gene Ontology annotation, molecular function: protein binding. The record is from RefSeq and is a predicted model, not a curated record. Lineage: Eukaryota; Metazoa; Mollusca; Gastropoda; Lepetellida; Haliotidae. The transcript has a single exon. Bases 1 to 666 code for a protein of 221 amino acids.
AUGGCAGUAGCCAGAGGUCACAAAGAUGUGUUUGUCGUUCUUGUUAGUGAAGGAGCUGAUUUGUCAUUGGGAGAUACUAAUGGAAAGAACAUCCUGCAUUACGCCUGUGCUGGGGGGCAUGUGGACAUGAUUAAAUAUGUCCUUUCACUGAGCAAGGUGGACAUAGAUAGUACAGCAAACGCCGGUCUCACGCCAGUCAUGGUGGCAGCAAGUCUAGGAAACAGAGAAAUGUUUGACAUACUUAUGAGUAAAGCGUGUGAUGUGUCACUGGCGACAAGAUCAGGUUCCAACAUCCUCCAUAUGGGUUGCUGUGGAGGACAUUUGGAGAUGGUUAAGUACAUUAUCUCACAGGAUCUUGUGGACAUUAACAGUAGGCGUUGGGAUAAGAAAACACCACUGCUGAUCUCGGCAAAACUGGGGCAUGGAGAAAUGUUUGAAUUUAUCGCCAGUAGAGGGGGAAACAUGUCAAUGAUGACAAAAGCAGGCAAGAAUAGCCUUCACCUACUCUGUAAGUUUGGCAACAUUGAGGUUGUGAAGUUUGUUCUUUCCAAGGACCUUCUGGACAUUAACGCCAAGACCAAGAAAGGGGAAACAGCAGCUAUGAUUGCAAAACGAAGCAGGAACACUCAAGUGUAUGACUUUCUCGUGUCACAUGGUGGUCAAUAG